Molecule: messenger RNA, 3441 nt
Organism: Thlaspi arvense
Lineage: Eukaryota; Viridiplantae; Streptophyta; Magnoliopsida; Brassicales; Brassicaceae
Source: the annotation of a GenBank genome assembly
AUGUUGGAGAAGAUCGGAUUACCGGCGAAGCCUUCUCUGAGAGGAAACAGCUGGGUCGUAGAUGCUUCUCAUUGUCAAGGAUGUUCUUCUCAAUUUACUUUCAUCAAUCGCAAGCAUCAUUGCCGGAGAUGUGGAGGCAUUUUCUGUGGUAGCUGCACUCAGCAGAGAAUGUCACUACGUGGACAAGGCGACUCACCUGUGCGUAUAUGUGAACCCUGUAAGAAACUCGAAGAAGCUGCUCGGUUCGAGUUGCGCCAUGGUCACAAAAACAGAGCACCAAAAGCAGGUAGCUCUAAAAGGAGCAUAAAGAGUGAGGAUGAUGUUCUCAGUGAGAUUCUGGGAUCUGAUGUUGAUGUGUCUUCUUCAUCGGAAUCAGUGUCUAGUACAGAUAGGAUUACCUCUAAAGAAAUGGGAAGCAGCAGUAGUAACAAAGACAUGGAGGUGGAUGCUAGUCCUGAAGAACUGCGUAAACAAGCGGUGGAAGAGAAGAAUAAGUACAGAGUUCUUAAAGGAGAAGGGAAAUCUGAUGAAGCUCUUAAAGCCUUCAAGAGAGGGAAGGAGCUUGAGAGAGAGGCUGAUGCACUAGAGAUAACAUUGAGGAAGAACCGUAAAAGGGUACUGUCCAUGCGAAAUGUCGCUGAGACGCAGAACAAGGCUGCUACGAGAGAAUCAAGCAAAUCGCAAAAGCCUCCACGUCAAGGAGGUAAAGGAAACGAUGAUUUGGCGGCUGAGCUGAGGGAUCUCGGGUGGUCUGACGAUGAAGAUAAGAAACCAGCAACUGUUAGUUUAGAGGGUGAGCUUUCGUCUCUUCUCCGUGAAAUUCCCGGGAGGACUAACCCACAGAAGAGUGGUGGAAUCGACAAGAGUCAGGUCAUUGCUCUUAAGAAGAGAGCACUUGCGUUAAAACGUGAAGGGAAGCUUGCAGAAGCUAAAGAGGAACUGAAAAAGGCUAAAGUUUUGGAAAGGGAGAUUGAAGAGCAGGAGCUUUUGGGUGGAGCCGAUGAAUCGGAUGAUGAGCUAUCUGCGCUUAUUAACAGUAUAGAUGAUGACAAAGAAGAUGAUCUGUUAGCUCAAUAUGAAGGGAGCCAUGAUUUUGACAUUAGUGGCCUUGUGGGAAAUGUAGAUGAUAUUGGAGUUCAUGGUGAAUUUGAUGUCACAGAUGAAGAUAUGGAGGAUCCAGCAAUUGCUGCUGCGUUGAAAUCUUUGGGCUGGAACGAGAAGCCAGGACACCGUGACAAUGUCCUCUCUCGGCCUUCUCCUAACAACAGAGAAGAACGUUUUGCUGAAAUCCAGACCUUGAAAAGAGAGGCUCUUACUCUAAAACGAGCUGGAAAUGCUGCAGAAGCCAUGGCUACACUGAAGAAGGCAAAGUUACUUGAGAGGGAACUAGAGUCAGGUGAUACGUCCUCACAAACUGUUGAUACGACUAGGGCUGAAAGGGACACGAACCAGAAACUUCCUGCUAGAAGCAGGCUAGCGAUUCAGAGAGAACUUCUUGCUGUGAAAAAGAAAGCGCUUACUUUGAAAAGGGAAGGAAAGUUCAACGAAGCUGAAGAGGAACUGAAGAAAGGAACGGUUCUCCAAGAGCAGCUUGAAGAGCUAGACAAUUCGUCAAAGUUAGCUGCAGCAGGAAAGGCUACUCGUGAGAAAAGAGAUCUUGGAAAUGAUUUGCCUGAUAUAUCUAUAACUUCUCUGGAUGAUGAUGGAGAGGUAGAUGUAAAAGAUGAGGAGUUAAACGAUCCGAAUUACCUCUCGAUGCUUAAGAGUUUAGGCUGGAAUGAUGAGGAUAGUAAUCCUCCUGCAGGUAAACCUGAACCAGUUAGUUCUCAACCAGGGAAAAUAACAAAAACUCAAGAUCCAUUCGAAGUCCGUGUUACAAAACCAAGAAGAAGUAAAGCUGAGAUACAACGAGAGCUCCUAGGGCUGAAAAGAAAGGCUCUAACUUUGCGGCGACAGGGCAAUGUUGAUGAAGCAGAGGAAGUUCUGAACCAGACCAAAAUACUGGAAGCCCAAAUGUUAGAGAUUGAUUCAGGCAAGAACGUUUUCGCUGACGGUGAUCAGAUGAAGAAAACUUCUACUGAUAGUGGGAUCAAUGCUGAAGAUGAUAGCGUUACAGAAAGCGAUAUGAAGGAUCCAUCACUAUUAUCGACUCUUAAGAAUCUGGGAUGGGAGGAUGAAGAACCCAAGAAAGAAGAAGCUUCAUUUAGCUCUACGCACUCUACUGGUCCGCGUGUAGCAUCCAAAAGCAAGGGGCAGAUCCAAAGAGAGCUUCUGGACUUGAAAAGGAAAGCACUUGCCUUCAAGCGUCAAGGGAAAAAUGGAGACGCUGAUGAAUUAUACAGUAAGGCCAAAGUUUUGGAAGAACAGCUAGCAGAACUAGAAACCCCCAAGGAUGAGCCUAUGGAGACGAAAAGCUCAGCUUCUACAAUGGACGUUGAUUCAUUAGUUGGAUCUCAAACGGAGGAGAAAGCAGUAAAACCUACUGCUCAAGAUAGUUAUGACUUGUUAGGAGACUUUAUCUCCCCUGCUCGUAGUGGGAUGAUCGAAAGUAGAGUUGAUGCUGAAUCGAGCCAGAAGCAACCAAGUAUGAUGGAUUUGGAUUUGCUGACUGGUGAGAGGUCUCAAGUUCCUACAGAGAAAGGAAAAGCUGAGACCAAGUCAGACCUUGGAUUGGGGAACAAUCACAGCACUGAACAAACAUUAUCAGCUCCUGGUAAUGUUCAAAAUACAUCUCCUCAAAACAGUCUUAAACAAGAGAUUAUGGCUCAUAAGAGAAAGGCACUUGCAUUAAAGAAAGAAGGAAGAAUAAGUGAAGCAAAAGAGGCAUUGCAACAAGCAAAGCUGCUGGAGAGGAGACAACAAGAAGGAGAAAGCCCUUCUCCUGAAAAACUAAGACAAGAUGUCUCGGUUUCUGCAACGCGAGAGAAAGAGAACAGUCCUUCAAGCUCAGCUCCAAAGCCAAUGUCUGGUCGUGACCGUUUUAAGCUGCAGCAAGAGUCGCUAAGCCACAAACGUCAAGCCAUGAAGCUUCGUAGGGAAGGUAAGAUGCAAGAAGCAGAAGCUGAGUUUGAAAUCGCCAAAGCUCUUGAAGCUCAGCUAGAGGAUUCAACAUCAGCUAAACCGGAACAAGUGGACGAUGUAGCAGUUGAAGAUUUUCUCGAUCCUCAGCUCUUGUCUGCCCUCAAAGCUAUUGGAUUAGACAGUCCUGUGAGUAAAAUAGACACAACAACACAAGCUGUUCCAAAACCGGUGCGUGAAGCUGUGAAACCGAGUCAAGCCAAGGAAAGUGAUAAUAGUCAAGAGAGAAGUCAAUUAGAGGAACGCAUCAAAGCAGAGAAGAUAAAAGCUGUGACCCUGAAACGUUCAGGGAAGCAAGCAGAGGCAUUAGAUGCUCUUCGACGAGCAAAGCUAUAUGAAAAGAAACUAAGUGUUCUUGCAUAG